AUGUCGGGGCGCUGGGCUCAGGGCCCCAGGUUGGGGCUCCUGCUGGCGCUGCUGCUGGCGCUGGGCGAGCUGCCGCGAGCGCGGGGCGUCGAGGAGGAGCCUGGCGGCGCGCACGGGGAGACCCAGGGCUUCCAGGUGGUCACCUUCAAAUGGCACCACGUCCAGGACCCGUACAUCAUCGCGCUGUGGAUCCUCGUGGCCAGCCUGGCCAAGAUCGGCUUCCACCUGUCCCACAAGGUCACCAGUGUGGUCCCUGAGAGUGCCCUGCUCAUCGUACUGGGCCUGGUGCUGGGCGGCAUCGUCCUGGCGGCCGACCACAUCGCCUCCUUCUCCCUCACGCCCACGGUGUUCUUCUUCUACCUGCUGCCGCCCAUUGUGCUGGACGCUGGCUACUUCAUGCCCAACCGGCUCUUUUUUGGCAACCUGGGCACCAUCCUGCUGUAUGCGGUCAUUGGCACUGUGUGGAACGCGGCCACCACUGGGCUGUCGCUCUACGGUGUCUUCCUCAGUGGCCUGAUGGGAGACCUGAACAUCGGGCUACUGGACUUCCUCCUGUUCGGCAGCCUGAUAGCCGCCGUGGACCCAGUGGCCGUGCUGGCUGUGUUUGAGGAGGUGCAUGUCAACGAGGUGCUGUUCAUCAUCGUCUUCGGGGAGUCCCUGCUCAAUGACGCCGUCACCGUGGUCCUGUACAAUGUGUUUGAAUCUUUUGUGACGUUGGGUGGCGACAAGGUGACCGGCGUGGACUGCGUGAAAGGAAUAGUGUCCUUCUUCGUGGUGAGCCUGGGGGGCACGCUGGUGGGCAUCGUGUUUGCCUUCCUGCUCUCCCUGGUGACACGCUUCACCAAGCGCGUGCGCAUCAUCGAGCCCGGCUUCGUGUUUGUCCUCUCCUACCUGUCCUAUCUCACGUCCGAGAUGCUGUCCCUGUCGGCCAUUCUGGCCAUCACCUUCUGUGGCAUCUGCUGCCAGAAGUACGUAAAGGCCAACAUCUCAGAACAGUCAGCCACCACGGUGCGCUACACCAUGAAGAUGCUGGCCAGCGGGGCUGAGACCAUCAUUUUCAUGUUCCUGGGCAUCUCGGCUGUGGACCCUCUCAUCUGGAAGUGGAACACAGCCUUCGUGCUCCUGACACUGCUCUUCAUCUCCGUGUACAGGGCCAUAGGGGUCAUCCUGCAGACCUGGAUUCUGAAUCGGUACCGGAUGGUGCAGCUGGAGAUCAUAGACCAGGUGGUCAUGUCCUACGGUGGCCUCCGAGGAGCUGUGGCUUACGCCCUGGUGGUCCUCCUGGACGAGAACAAGGUCAAGGAGAAGAACCUGUUUGUCAGCACCACCAUCAUCGUCAUCUUCUUCACCGUCAUCUUCCAGGGCCUGACCAUUAAGCCCCUGGUGCAGUGGCUGAAGGUGAAGAGAAGUGAACAGCGAGACCCCAAGCUCAACGAGAAGCUGCACGGCCGGGCUUUCGACCACAUCCUCUCGGCCAUCGAGGACAUAUCAGGGCAAAUCGGACACAAUUAUCUGAGAGAUAAGUGGUCCAAUUUUGAUAGGAAAUUCCUCAGCAAAAUCCUCAUGAGAAGGUCGGCUCAGAAGUCUCGUGAUCGGAUUCUGAACGUUUUCCACGAGCUCAACUUGAAGGAUGCCAUCAGCUACGUAGCCGAGGGAGAGCGCCGUGGGUCCCUGGCCUUCAUCCGUUCCCCCAGCACGGACAACAUGGUCAACGUGGACUUCAGCACCCCACGCCCCUCCACUGUGGAGGCCUCCGUCUCCUACCUCCUGAGGGAGAACGUUAGUGCCGUGCGCCUGGACAUGCAGUCCCUGGAGCAGCGGCGGCAGAGCAUCCGGGAUGCAGAGGACAUGAUCACCCACCACACGCUGCAGCAGUACCUGUACAAGCCCCGGCAGGAGUACAAACAUCUCUACAGCCGGCACGGGCUGACCGCGGAUGAGGACGAGAAGCAGGACACCGAGAUCUUCCACAGGACCAUGCGGAAGCGCCUGGAGUCCUUCAAGUCAGCCAAGCUGGGGAUCAACCCCCACAAGAAGGCCGCUAAGCUGCUCAAGAGGGAGCGCGCCCAGAAGCGGAGAAACAGCAGCAUUCCCAAUGGGAAACUGCCGAUGGUGAGCUCCCUGCAGGACUUCACCAUCAAGGAGAAAGAUUUGGAACUCUCAGACACUGAGGAAGCCCCCAACUAUGAUGCUGAGAUGAGUGGGGGGAUCGAGUUCCUGGCAAACAUCGCGCAGGACACAGCGACAGACUCCCCCUCAGGAAUUGACAACCCCGCGUUUUCCCCGGAGGAGAGCCCCGGCAUCCUCUCUGGGGUGCCGCCCUGGCUGUGUCCCGGGGAGGCGGUGGUGCCCUCCCAGAGGGCCCGCCUGCAGAUCCCCCACUCCCCUGGCAACUUCCACCGCCUGGCGCCCUUCCGCCUCAGCGGCAAGUCCGUGGACUCGUUCCUGCUGGCCGACGGCCCCGAGGAGCAGCCGCAUGCCGCCCCGCCCGAGUCCACACACAUGUAA
This is a messenger RNA of Rangifer tarandus platyrhynchus (Svalbard reindeer), 2508 nucleotides long. NCBI's taxonomy places the organism in Eukaryota, Metazoa, Chordata, Mammalia, Artiodactyla, Cervidae. The record is from the annotation of a GenBank genome assembly.